AAAUUAUGUGCUAAUCAAAAACAAAAACAACCCUCUUUUCUCUUCUUUUCUUUUUACAUUCAACAAUCGAAUCAAUCAACACACUUGCGAUUUUGAUUCUCUUCAAUGGCACUCUCGCGCCUUCGUCACCCUCUCAUCUCUCAUUCCAUUCGUAUACUCUCAUCUUCCACCAGAUCCAUUUCGAGAACUCCUAAUUCAAGGAUUUAUUCCGUUGGUAAUGGGAAUCUAAGGCCUGCAUCUUGGUCUGGGCUUACUGGAGUUUGUAAUAGACCUUUAAAGUCAAGGUGGAUUGAUGUCAAAUUCUUCUCGUCGUCAGAUUUUCCACAUGAAGUCCUUGGGAUGCCAGCUUUAUCUCCUACAAUGACCCAAGGUAAUAUUGCAAAAUGGAGGAAAAAAGAAGGGGAUAAGAUAGCAGUGGGUGAUAUACUAUGUGAAAUUGAAACUGACAAAGCUACACUUGAAUUUGAAAGUCUUGAAGAAGGAUUUCUGGCUAAGAUAUUGGUACCUGAUGGUUCAAAGGAUGUGCCAGUUGGACAACCGAUUGCAAUAACAGUUGAGGAAGAAAGCGGCAUUCAAAAUGUUCCUGCUUCUGUGGGGGGUGAGAGCGGGGUUGAAGAGAAGAAACCAGCACACCAGGAUGCCGCAGAUGAGGAGAGAAAACCAGAAACAACUUCUACGAUUGAUACAUCAAAUCUUCCACCUCACAUUAUUCUUGGAAUGCCUGCUUUGUCCCCAACAAUGAACCAAGGAAACAUUGCUAAAUGGAAUAAAAAAGAAGGAGACAAGAUUGAAGUGGGUGACAUAUUAUGCGAGAUAGAGACAGACAAAGCUACCCUUGAAUUUGAAAGUCUUGAAGAGGGGUACCUAGCUAAGAUAGUUGCACCAGAAGGUUCAAAAGAAGUGGCAGUUGGACAGCCUAUUGCAAUAACAGUUGAAGAUGCAAGUGAUAUUGAAGCUGUUAAGAAUUCUAUUAGCAGCAGCUCAGUAAACCAAAAGGAGAAGACCACCCAACAUGACACUAAAAGUGAAGUCAAAACAAAGAAAACAAAUACAGCACGAAUCAGUCCAGCUGCAAAGUUGCUAAUUUUGGAAUAUGGAUUGGACGCAUCAACAUUGAAUGCAACUGGUCCUCACGGCACCCUACUGAAAGGUGAUGUUCUUUCUGCAAUUAAAUCAGGAAAAUUGUCUUCAAAACCUGCUUCAUCUAAAGAAAAGGCAUCAUCAUCUCAAAGUCAUCAAGUUGCGGCUUCACAAGAAUCAAAGUCUGGCUUAAAGCAGUCUGAUACUUAUGAAGAUUUUCCGAAUAGUCAAAUUCGCAAGGUGAUUGCCAAGAGGUUAUUGGAAUCUAAACAAAAUACACCACACUUAUAUUUAUCAUCAGAUGUUACACUGGAUCCUCUUCUUUCCCUUAGAAAGGAUCUUAAAGAGCAGUAUGACGUCAAAGUUUCAGUGAAUGACAUUAUUAUCAAAGUUGUAGCAGCUGCUCUCAGAAAUGUUCCAGAAGCAAACGCAUACUGGAAUGAUGAGAAAGGGGAAGUCAUCUUAUGCGAUUCCGUUGACAUAUCAAUAGCAGUUGCCACCGAGAAGGGCUUGAUGACUCCAAUAUUAAAAAAUGCAGAUCACAAGACAAUAUCUGCCAUCUCCUCAGAGGUCAAGGAGCUAGCUGCAAAAGCUCGUGAAGGGAAAUUGAAGCCGCAAGAAUUUCAAGGGGGGACUUUUAGCAUUUCAAACUUAGGAAUGUAUCCUGUGGAUAAAUUCUGUGCUAUUAUAAAUCCCCCACAGGCUUGCAUUCUUGCUGUAGGGAGAGGCAACAAAGUAGUUGAAGCAGUAAUUGGAGCUGAUGGAAUUGAGAAGCCAUCUGUUGCCACUAAGUUGAACUUAACAUUGUCUGCCGAUCAUCGCGUCUUUGAUGGCAAAGUUGGAGGUGCAUUUCUCUCUGCUCUUCAGUCAAACUUCAGAGAUAUAAGACGGCUUCUUUUAUAAUGACAUACAACACAUUUUCCUGGUGUUUGAUUAUUGUGCUUCUCAUGACAAAUCAUGUUGAUGAACCACAACCUGGCUUGGAGUUGCAUAACAUAAUCAUUUUUGUCCAUUUUAUAUCUUCAUCGGGUUUUGUAAAAUAAUAUAUUGGGUGGCAUUACCCAUAUCUUGAGGAACUACACACCAAGGUACCAUCUAACAUUAGGCUUCCAACAAUUGAGAUUCCAACAAUUGAGAUUCCAGCAUGUUGGUAAUUGUGUUCAUUAGGCAAAUUUUCUGCCUUUGAUGUUUAAUAAUUUUGUAUGAACAGUUUUGUAUAGACUAAAUAAAUACCAGCAUUAUUUUGAUGAAUAAAAUUUCCAUUCAUGUGCUGCAUCC
Messenger RNA from Medicago truncatula (barrel medic), 2358 nucleotides. Its product is annotated as dihydrolipoyllysine-residue acetyltransferase component 1 of pyruvate dehydrogenase complex, mitochondrial. Gene Ontology annotation, cellular component: pyruvate dehydrogenase complex; mitochondrion. The record is from RefSeq and is a predicted model, not a curated record. Gene Ontology annotation, molecular function: dihydrolipoyllysine-residue acetyltransferase activity. Gene Ontology annotation, biological process: pyruvate decarboxylation to acetyl-CoA. The transcript is spliced from 23 exons. Lineage: Eukaryota; Viridiplantae; Streptophyta; Magnoliopsida; Fabales; Fabaceae. Bases 106 to 1983 code for a protein of 625 amino acids.